This is a messenger RNA of Cyphomyrmex costatus, 3465 nucleotides long. RefSeq names its product CUB and LDLa domain (gene Culd). Gene Ontology annotation, molecular function: electron transfer activity; protein binding; heme binding. The transcript is spliced from 12 exons. Lineage: Eukaryota; Metazoa; Arthropoda; Insecta; Hymenoptera; Formicidae. The record is from RefSeq and is a predicted model, not a curated record. Gene Ontology annotation, biological process: mitochondrial electron transport, ubiquinol to cytochrome c. Bases 1 to 3465 code for a protein of 1154 amino acids. Gene Ontology annotation, cellular component: respiratory chain complex III.
AUGAGACCCGGAAGGUUGUCUGAUUUAUUGCCACUUCCUUACCCAAAUGAGGAAGCGGCCAAGGCGGCCAAUUUCGGUGCGUAUCCACCAGAUCUGACCUACAUCAUUUGCGCUAGAAGAAACGGUAGAAAUUACUUAUUUUCUUUGUUGACGGGUUGGAGGGAACCGCCAGCAGGUAUAUUUUUAAGCGACCAGCAAUAUUUUAAUAUCUACUUCCCUGGAAACGUAAUGAGUAUGGCGCAGAUGCUAAGUACAGGAGUGGUGGAAUAUGAUGAUGGCACUCCAUCGACGAUAUCGCAAAUGGCAAAGGACAUAGUUGAGUUUUUAAGCUGGACAUCUUCGCAAGAAUUUGAUGUACGAAAACGGAUGUUUAUCAAGGCAGUGGGAAUCUGUAUUUUAUUAUUAGCUUCGUUUUUUUCUUUACAAAAUACUGUCGUGAAUUCAGUGAUCUUUGCAAUAUUCUGGUGGAUCUUCACUACAACUGGGAAUAUUAUUCAGAACAAUGACAUCUGUGGAUCUUAUAAUGGCAGACGUCUGUAUCUGGAGUUAGGCGAGAAAAGCAUUCUCUACGCAAAGAACGUCGCCUUCGUCAGAAAUUUAUCAAGGCAAUUGGUGCCGCAUCUUUUCUCUACGAUGAUUAACAGUUCACAUCAUCAUUGCAGUCUUGAACUAGUGACUUGUCCGUCCUGCAUGAUAGUUCUCACUUUCAAGAAUAUUGCGCUUCCACAUCACUGUGGUGACGGUGGAAUCCUCACGGACAGCCCAUGCAGAUGUGACUACGUAUGGCUUUCGGAACCACCCUACGAAGAGGUUUCCGGUUCACCUUUCUGUGGAUUGUACGCACCGAUCACGUAUAGAUCGAGCACAAGAACUCUGUCUAUAACUCUACUUUACAGCCAGUCUCACAAGCACGCAUUUACCAUCGAAUGUACAGCAGAAAGAAAUAGAUUGCAUCUGAAAGGGACAGAAAUGACAUCAAGAGCAUCGACAAAGAAUUUAAAUAGUACUGGCGAGGGUAUUUUGAUGUCGCCAUUUUUUCCGGCUCGAUAUCCUCGUGACUUGAGCUUGGAAUAUAUCAUAACGUGCCCCAAUGAAGCCCCUUCCUGUCGUAUCAGAUUGUUGUUUAGCGACUUUCAAUUAGCGACGGUCUCCAUAAUGGAGUUUUAUGAUUGGAAUGGACAACGUUUAGACGUGAGUAGUGGAGCCCGAUUUCGCCCUCCGAUCAUAGUGAGCUCUGGUUCAUCAUUACUGAUAAGAUUCUAUGCGAAUGGCGGUACAGGUCUUGGUUACAAGGCCUUUUACUCCUUCAUUAUCGGACAUACAUAUGACAAAUCUGUACAGCCGAUCACCGACUGCGGUGGAUAUGUGGAAAAUUUAGGCGGCGCUAUUACGAUGAUAAACAUGGUCGGUCGAGGAGUGAAGAUCUAUGAUUGCGUUUGGCUAAUCAGACCACCUAAGAACUUCUUGCAUAUGAAGACGCAUAUGUAUCUGAAGGUAGUGAGUUUCGCUGGCAUGGCCGGCAACACGGAGUUAAUCAUCAAGGAGGGUCCAACUUCGGCUCUGAUGUCACUGGAAGUUAUUCGACAUCCAGCGAAUCAAUUACGAUCGCUAAUACACAGGGAACACAUAGCACCGAUCAUCAACGGAUUCCAUGUGAGUCUUCGUGGUACAUUCAAUCCAAGUUCUCACUUGGCAAUUGCGUAUGCAGCCUUCAGUUACAUAGAGGAUUGCUUUGCGGGCACCGAUUUUCUGUGUCAGAAUCACAGGUGUAUUUCAAGCAAGCUGAAUUGUGACGGUUUUGAUCAUUGCGGUGACAACAGCGAUGAACCAACGACGUGUUUUCAAAAUUGGGAGAUGAAACCGCGCGAUCAUAAGUGGCACAUGAACAAAGCGAAUUAUUAUUUUCCGAAGAUCGAUCGAUAUCCAGAUUUGAAAACUGCCACUUUGGUAUUCGUUGCUAGUAGCCUUGGCUUAAUCAUUCUAAUAUUGGCUCUCAUUAUACUGCUAUACAGAAUUGGAGCCAGAGCCAGACAACAAAGAGAACUACAGUCUCGUUUAGAAACAAUCAGCGAACUUUUAGACGGUGCACGAAUUGAUGAAAUAUCUAUUCCGGAUGAUCCUCCUGGCUAUGAGGCUCCGCCAGAUUAUGAAGAAGUCGCAAAGCUUGCUUUGUCGAAGAAAGCUCAAUGCUUAAAACGCGACAGAAUUUUCAACAGAAGCUCUUCAAAUCAGUACGAAGAUGCUAAUUCUUCUACUUAUUUGAUCGUGGAGAGCGCGAGCAACGAUCGUAGCAACCAAACGACUCCAAUAUCUUCGGAAAACAGUCGAUGUGCACAGUGUAUACCAGAAAGUCCACCGCCUCCGUAUAUCACACCACCAGGAACUAUAUUGAGAAGCAUAGCUAAUUUGUCAACGUCAAUGAAACAAAUUUGUCCUAUUCGACUCCGAUGCAGCGUGCAAUGUCCUCAGACCUCCUUUGGCGAUCGUCCACCUCCUAGUGAUCCAUCCUUAUUCAUGAACACUGAGACUCUUGAUACAUAUCAGACAGAUUGUAUCGCUUCGGGUACGAAUCAACAAGAAGAUCCCCCAAAUGAUCUAAUCGUGCGUGAAGAUGUCGAAGAAGAUACUACAGUACUGCAAGAGAAUAACGGACAUGUUUCAGAAGAAGAUUGUGAAGAGCUCGUUGAUAAGGUUGACAAUUUGGAUGGGAAGAAUACUAAUUGCUCUUGUGAGGGCGCGUGUGGCUGUGCUAUUAGCUGUUCCAACCUGCAAGAUCUAUUAGUUGGUAAUCUAUCAACUUCUGUGAUAAACGAAAAUUGUCAGAUGUCGGAGUCAGAACGCGAUCAAAUAGCAAUCGUGUCUUCUCUCGUAAGGAAAAUCGACGAGCAUCAAGAGGAAGAUUUUUUUGUUUCAAAAAGUGCUAUUGUCAAACAUUUAGGUUCCAAACUGUCGAAACCAUUUUAUCAUAGCACCAAUUUAACAGCCACUUUGUCGCCUUGCGACACUUUGUAUUGUUCCUCCAAAAAGUUCUCCUAUGGUAGUUGCAUUAAUACGAUCUCAACGAUUAACAACUGUUGUGAUAAGCUGCAAGACAAUUUUGAAAUGGUGUCGGAAGCAACUAGCAGCGUCGAAUGUAUCAGUCCUAGAACAAUAGCAAACACACCGAAUGACACACCAAAGAGCAUAUCUUGUAUCACUCAAAACCAUCGAUUACAUAGUAAUCGGCAACACUCUAGCUGCAAUAUAGAUAGUUUGUAUGAAGGCAUCAAGAUCCUCGACUCGUAUUUAGCACGCAAAAACUUCAACAUCAACCAUGAACACCGACAUUCGGUCACCGUGAUAUUAUUCGGCACACCAAAGCAUAGACCAACGCGCAAUCUAAUCGCAUCGUCGGAACAAACAAGAAGAGAAAGGUACAUACGCACUCGUACUUGGCGCUCCAACGAAGAUGUCCCAUCAAAUUAA